Messenger RNA from Notechis scutatus (mainland tiger snake), 684 nucleotides. Lineage: Eukaryota; Metazoa; Chordata; Lepidosauria; Squamata; Elapidae. The record is from RefSeq and is a predicted model, not a curated record.
AUGCUGAAACCGCGGGACCUGGGCCCCGGGGCGUCCACGCAGACUUUCCUGGAGGCCAUGAGGGCUGGCCGGAUGCAUCUGGCGCGCUUUGUCCUGGAUGCCGUCGAUGGGGCGAUUGUGGAUUGCCGAUCCGACCGCGGCCGUUCGCCUCUCAUGUACGCCGUGCUGCUGAAGGACCCGGCGUGGCGACUGGCCUUUGCGCGACUGCUGCUGGAGCAUCACGCCGCCGUCAACCUGGGCGACGACGCCGGGCGCAGCGCCCUCAGUUUGGCCUGCGAGCGCGGCUAUUUGGAGGUCAUCAAGCUGCUGGUUCAAUUCGGCGCCGACCCAGACACGGUGGACGCGCGCGGCUGGAGCCCUCUCAUGUACGCCUCCUCGGAAGGGCGAACGGCGGUAGUCGAGUGGCUCCUGCGCGCCUUCCGCCGCUUCGGGCAGCUCCGCCUCGAGCGCGCAGACCGCGCCGGCCACACCGCGCUCCAGCUGGCCGCCAGCGGGGGCCACCACGGGUGCGUGCGGGCCCUGCGCUCGGCCGGCGCUUUGCUCCUCAUCUUCCCGGAGUCGCCGUCGUCGCAGGCCGGAGACGAUCACGACGGGGCCGCGUCGGCUGCUUCUCCCCCGCUUCGCGCGGCCAGGCCAGUCAUUGACAACAAUAUACCUAGCAGCCUACAAGGACUCCUGAUGUAG